GCCAACGGUUUUUCGGCCAGUAGGGAAAGUGCUUUGAGCUUUUUUUAAUAGAAGGCUUCUAUCGGUUGACGCCUUCCUAGCGCAGGUGCUCCCCACCCUUCCUUCUUUCAACCUCUGAUCUUCCUUUCAUUCGUCUGCAUUCUCCUUCAGAAAUUUGAAUUCCUCGAAUCGGAGAAUGUAACCGUCGCUCACUGUGCGUGUUUCGGGGCGUGGCAACUGCGCCGCCCGAAAACUGCGCGUUAAGUUUGGGGGGGGGGAGGCUCUUGCGUCACGCAUCGUUUUCCUGAAAAGCGGGGUGAGGAGCGGAGGGGCUCAUCCGGUCGGUAACAGCGGGGUUAUAAAGAGCGUCCAAUGCGCUUACUGGUCCUUUCCUGUCCCAGAUCUUAGCCGAGCAAACCUAGUCUAUGCAGCAGCUGUUAGUGCCAGUACGCAAUUUCUGUUCGCGAGUGAUCACGUCCAAAGUUUAUUGGUUGGUUUUAAGGUGCUGUUACAAGAGUUCAGGAUACAAGCAAGUGAUUUUAUGAGGAUCAGGAAAUGAAACGCAGCGCAGACGGAUCAUCACGCUCAAAGCAUUCUUGCUUUUAUAGGCAGGACGCUUCAUUCUCAUCAUCUUCGACGUCGCAGCUGGAAUUGAUGACUUACCUGGGACUUGUGAAUCCGAAGCCAGUGAAGCCUAAAUUAAAAGAAUGCUUUGUUUCGAUUGAGACCAGCAAGUGCAUGAUUUGCAAACGAUUGUUCAAGUGUAAGACAGACACCAUGAAGCAUAUCGAGAAAAAACAUGCGUAUCUUUUAAGGAAGACGGACAACAAGCUAGUUCGUGUAGUCAUGAAAUUGGGCAAGAAGAAGUUUUAUGACAAGAAAAUUGAUUCAAAAUACUUUGUAGCCCCUGAUCCAGAGUUUACAGAAAUUAAAAAAUCGGAGGAAAUUAAAUCUCCAAAAAGUGAAACGUUUGACCAGAAACCUCUCGAGGUUUCUCCUACACCUGUGCAUAAAACAUUACCGAUGAACAUCAGCAAUGGCUUUAUAGACAAGGGUUCCGUUUCUCUCUUCAGUGCUCUGUGCGACAUGAAGUCCUUGACGGACAACGCUAGUUAUAAAAACGGUCGUAUCUGCAAAGGCGAAGGGCGGGAUUUUGCAAAGAGGGUGGACCUCGAAAAGGAAGAAAGCGUUUUGCUACCGGGUGCUUUUGGAUCCUGCAAUGGCCAAUCUUCUCCAGCAUCAAGCAUGUCUGAUUCAGAAACUAUUCUCUACGUCAGCGACAUUGAAAUGGACUUGGGGGAUGACUACGAAGUUAUCUACACAAACAUUCCAAGGAUAAAAGAAGAGGACGAUGUUGAUGACGGAGAAAUUGUGGUCUUGAAGGAAGUUGUUCGAAACGAUUUUGACUCUGUCCGAAGAAGGCUUAAGGUAGCUAGUGGUGCGGAAGUGGAUUCUGAUUUAGGAGUCAUAAUGCAGGCCAAAGGUCAUGUUAAGCUGGAACCUAAAAUGGAGCCGAUGGAGACUGAACCUUCUGCGCACGCGGCAGUUGCCCCAGUCACGGUUGCGCAAGUGAUGCUGUAUCCAGACAUAAUUGAUCUCGAUGAAGACGUUAUCAGUGAUGCGGAGACGGAAAUUCUGGGCGGAGAUUUAGACGAGAGUCGUGAUGUUGAUGACGACAUUGCAGAUCUUCUUGCAACCCUGGAAGAUGAUGAUACUCAGAGUGCUUUUGACCUGGAAGCCGAGAAGACCCGCGAUCUAGUUCAAACCACUUCCGAAUUGCCAGUAGAGAAAACUUGCGAUCUGGCUCAAAAUAAUUAUGUUUUACCAGCAGAGGAAUCCUUUAAUAUCACCGUCGACGAGGACAGGCCAGCUCCUGCAGUCCAAGAAGAGAUCAUUACUAUUGACGAUGAUGAACCGGUUGAUGUGGAGGAACUAGUUCCGCAGUCCGACCUAACCUCGAAGCUCAAAGAUUGGCUACUGGCAUAUGCAAAGGAAACAGAGCUAGCAAAGCGAAGAAAUGUGUCCGAUGCAAACAAUAACGAAGGUGCUUCCGGAUCCGGUGCGGAUCUUCCAGAAGAAGUUGCGGCUAAGAUGUCGAUUCUGAUGAAUGCACCAAAGUACCAGCGUGCGUGUGAACGAGCUCUCAAAGAACUAGGAAUCAAAAUGGAGGAUUGGAAUUGAGGCUUCAGUUGAUUUUGUGUACGACAGUUUUUGUGAAUUGACGAAUAUUUGACUAUUCGCUCAAUUGGUGACAGUUUAUAUCAGUGGGCUCGUGAUUAUUGAUAUGUUGAAUAUUGUGAUACAGAAUUUUGAUUAUUGAUAUCAGUGCAAGAUAAGUUUUAUGAUUGUGAGAUGAUAGAUUUUUAUUUUAUUGAAGAAACAUCUGUGUAGAAGAUGGCGAGCGGUGUUCGUUUAAGAAGCUUGGAAAGCUUCGCUCAAAAUGGACAGCUAUAGAACAUGCCAAAGCAUUUUUGUAUACUGUGUUUUUUUAUGUGUAUUCCUGCAGGGAUUUUUUUUUGAAAUCCUUUUUAUAUCAAAUUUUUUUCUUUACAUUUAUUCUGAUUUUUAUAAGCUGUGGAACUAGGUUCGUAAUAAACAUAAGUUAUCUCUGUUGAGGUAUAAUGAUAUAUAUGGAUAUUCGUUCAUAUUGAAUGUAUAGGAACUACUACGGUACCUAGAUAGACCUACCAUAAAAUAUAUGUUUUAUGCGGAGGUUAUUUUGCAACACUCACAAUGUCUUCUUCUUGAAGAAGGGGCAUUUUGGAAAAGUUUGAAAUGUAUUUUUUCGUCUACGCCUUUUGUUAAAAAAGCUGUUGACAUUCUUUAAAAACCUUAUAGUUAUUUGGAAAUAGAAAAAAACUCAAAUUCUGGUUUCUCGACACGUUUUGAAAUAAAAAUUAUCCGGAGUUGUGUUUCAAAAAAACAUGCAUGUUUUCUAAAUGUUCACGUAAAACGUACUGAGUGAAUCGAUUUCUUUUU
This is a messenger RNA of Belonocnema kinseyi, 2958 nucleotides long. RefSeq lists its product as uncharacterized. The record is from RefSeq and is a predicted model, not a curated record. The coding region runs from base 535 to 2160 and encodes 541 amino acids. The transcript is spliced from 4 exons. NCBI's taxonomy places the organism in Eukaryota, Metazoa, Arthropoda, Insecta, Hymenoptera, Cynipidae.